Messenger RNA from Anisakis simplex (herring worm), 786 nucleotides. The record is from the annotation of a GenBank genome assembly. NCBI's taxonomy places the organism in Eukaryota, Metazoa, Nematoda, Chromadorea, Rhabditida, Anisakidae.
GAUUCGCCACGAGUAGUGACUCUCGAAGAGGGAACGUCACUGUGCACAUGGACAGUUGUACGAAAGCUCGGCGAAGGAGGUUUUGGUGCAGUUUAUUUGGUGAAGGAUCAGAAGAAUGCCGAAUUUGCGUUGAAAGCAGAAGCAGCCGAUCAGUCUGUCAAGGUGCUUCAUCUCGAGUUACGAAAAGCGAACACUGACAAAGGCAAUAAACAAGAGCGAUUCACACUCGGAUGUGCGAUAUCCGUUGGUGUGAAAUGCCUUGAAGCGAUUGAAGAACUGCACGGAGUCGGGUAUCUCCACAGAGAUAUUAAGCCAGCCAACUAUGCUAUAGAUAAACGAGAUUUGAGAAAGAUAUAUUUAUUGGAUUUGGGUUUGUGUCGUAAAUAUGUUAGUCGGAAUGGGGAGAUACGAGCACCUAGAUGGGCGGCUGGCUUCCGAGGAACAAUUCGAUAUGCCGCACUCAGUUGUCAUAUAUCACGAGAGCAAUGCAGGAAAGAUGAUUUGGAAUCGUGGCUCUAUCAACAGGUGGAGUUGACAACCGGGAAUCUACCGUGGAAGUGCCUGGAACAAGACAAAAAGCUAGUAGCUCAGAGCAAAGAAAAAUGUCGGACAACGAGUUCAGCUGAGCUAUUCAAAGAUUCUCCAGUGGAAUACAGUGCGAUUCUGAAGUAUAUUGAUUCUCUAAGUUAUUACGCAACACCAGACUAUCGCAAGAUGAAAACGCUCAUGCAGAAUGCACUCGUGAAUAAUAACGUGAAAGAAUAUCCGUAUGAUUGGGAAAGCUGA